AAUCAAAUAACGAGAAAGCAUGUUACAAACGUUCGCUAAAUGUUUUACGAAAAUGUAAACGGCAAAGAGUAGGUAAAUAAGCGGACUGGGUUGCCGCAGGGCGUCGGGCCCGAUCCUAAAAUGGAAACGCGCCCGUAUCUGAUCUACAUUUAAUUACUAACAAGGAGGUGUAAUUUGACUACAUACAAUUUUAAACGCAUCAAGUUUCUACUCAGCUCAGUAUAGCUGGCGCCGGGUAGCACAAUGGUUCUCCUAACGUCUCUCUGGCGGGCAAUAACCCAUACUAAAGCCUUAGAGGAAUCCAGUGGCGAAAUGGAAACUACAUUUUUUGAGAGCGUUUAUCGCAUCACUUAUAUAGCAGGGUUGUCAAACUCCGACCAUGGCUUCUUCUACAAGCUCUACAGCAACACCGUGAAGUUAAUGAUAGCAACGUUCAUGGUAGGCGAGUGGUGGUACAUGCUCACCUUCAUAUCCUCGCUGGACAUCGUCAUCGAGCAGUUGAACGUCAUCCUCAUACAAGUGAUGGCUAUGUUUCGGUAUAGGUACAUGCGAAUGCACGAGCCCGUCUACAGGAAAUUGGCGACGUCCAUGCAGACCUCAAACUUGGACACGUCGACUCCCGCGAGGAAGGCGCUGGUGGAGUACUGGAUGGAGAGGAGCGAGACAUACUUGAAGCUUAUGCUGGGACUGGGCAGCCUGACACUAGCCGCAUGGUAUGUUUACCCUUUGGUGGACGAUAUAGAAUACAAUCUACCCGUGGGCCUGCGGCUCGGCGUGGACUUCAGCAGACCCUCGCGGUAUCCCAUCGCUUACAUCGUUCACAUCGUCGCUUUCCACUAUACCGCCUUCUUCAUAAUGGUAAACGACGUCAUCAUGCAGGCGCACCUCAUACACCUCAUCUGCCAGUAUACGAUUCUGGCUGACUGCUUCGAGAAUAUUCUAGUCGAUUGCGAGAAGGACUUUAAAGGUUUAAGCAGCGACCAACUUGUUCGUGACAGCCGCUUCAGAGAAGUUUAUAUUUCCCGGCUGGGCCUCCUGGUUGAACAACACAAAAAGAUUUUGAUGCACACUAUGGAGCUCCGUAAGACCAUAAGCCUGCCAAUGUUGGGACAAGUGACGGCAAGCGGCUUGCAAAUUUGUUUCGCGGGUUAUCAAGUCGCGAUGACGUUGACUGUGAGUUUCACCAAGUUCUUCAUGAGCUUGCUGUUCCUCGGUUACAACUUGUUCGAGCUGUUCGUAAUUUGCCGAUGGUGCGAUGAGAUUAAAAUUCAGAGCGAGAACAUCAGCAACGCGCUGUACUGCUCAGGCUGGGAGUGCGGGGUGGCCACCAUGGCAGGAGUGCGCGCGCGCCUCAUGCUGGUCGUCACGCGGGCCUCCAAGCCGCUCGUGCUCACUGCGGGCGACAUCACAGACCUAUCGCUCAACUCCUACUCUAACUUGGUGAAGACUUCAUACAGUGCUCUUACAGUUUUACUUCGCCUGCGUCACGAGUAAACACCAGAUAUACAACACUUCAAGCGUUGCUAAAGCAUGACUGCGUGUAGCACAUUCCCCUGUU
Messenger RNA from Cydia amplana, 1558 nucleotides. RefSeq names its product odorant receptor 13a-like (gene Or-64). NCBI's taxonomy places the organism in Eukaryota, Metazoa, Arthropoda, Insecta, Lepidoptera, Tortricidae. Gene Ontology annotation, biological process: detection of chemical stimulus involved in sensory perception of smell; sensory perception of smell. The coding region runs from base 244 to 1494 and encodes 416 amino acids. Gene Ontology annotation, molecular function: olfactory receptor activity; odorant binding. Gene Ontology annotation, cellular component: plasma membrane. The transcript has 9 exons. The record is from RefSeq and is a predicted model, not a curated record.